AUGGGUUUGGUGAUUAGAGCUUUGAUCUUGUUUGCCAUGGUUGCAUGUCUUACCUCGAUUGCUCAUGCCAUUGCUGGCCAAGCCACUUUCUAUACACCACCCUACGUUCCAUCAUCGUGCUAUGGGUUCCAAGGUCGAGGUGUUAUGGUUGUAGCGGCAAACCACGGGUUGUUUGCAGGAAAAGGUGCAUGUGGGAGGAGGUACCGUGUGCGCUGCACCGGAGGAACCAAUGCAGGCGUUCCACAUCCAUGUAGAGGAACUAGCAUCGAUGUUACAGUUGUUGAUCUUUGUCCUGGAUGCUCAGGCAAUCAAGUUGAUCUUUCCCAAGAGGCAUUUGCAAUGAUUGCUGAUCCUAAUGCGGGUAGAAUUAACAUUGACUAUCACCGGUAA
Molecule: messenger RNA, 390 nt
Organism: Cynara cardunculus var. scolymus (artichoke)
Lineage: Eukaryota; Viridiplantae; Streptophyta; Magnoliopsida; Asterales; Asteraceae
Product: EG45-like domain containing protein
Exons: 2
Coding region: 1-390 (129 amino acids)
Biological process (GO): systemic acquired resistance
Cellular component (GO): apoplast; cell wall
Source: RefSeq, a predicted model, not a curated record